Molecule: messenger RNA, 594 nt
Organism: Helobdella robusta
Lineage: Eukaryota; Metazoa; Annelida; Clitellata; Rhynchobdellida; Glossiphoniidae
Exons: 5
Coding region: 1-594 (197 amino acids)
Source: RefSeq, a predicted model, not a curated record
AUGCUCCCACAGAGGAUGUCGCAGGCAGACAGCCAGCUAAUGCACGGGGCAGGAGCUACGAUUCGUGCCUGUGCAAAGGCGGAAGCCUCCGCCUGUGAGUACGAUCUCCAUUCCGUACACAGUUCCAACGACAGCCUCCACAAUGGAUUGUUCGAGGUGGAACGUGUUCGUGAUGCAUGCGACACUUUCCUCCACAAGCUAGCUCAUCCUAGAUGGAUUGCUUACGAAUCUGACGAACAUUCUCACCCCGGAAUCAACAGAACACCGGUUCUGAGGCUCUGUUUAUUUGCUUUUCGCCCCCUCCUGAUACUGGAACUUCUGUUCAUGAUUUGCUCUCAUUUCGACGUAAAAUUGUACAAGUGUAUAUGCGAGGCAUGUCUCAAAGAAAAACUCAAAAAUUAUUAUGUCUUGCUCCACGACUCUCACUUGAUCGCCGCGUCUUGUCUGAUAUACGAACAGACGGGUUUGCACACUGGAUUAUCCAAAGUUCUCAACGACGAUUUGCUGCUGCUGGAUGCAAAGGGACAUCCAUAUUUGCAUGCGAAAAAUGUAAUGUUGGGUUACAUCCAGGCUGUUUCAAGUCAUUUCAUUUGA